GCUGCCCUACGACGUACAGAUGUCAUUCUGGAAGUGGGCCCAGGAACUGGUAACCUGACGGUAAAGAUGUUAGAGAAAGUUAAGAAAGUGAUUGCUUGUGAAAUUGACCCUAGACUCGUUGGUGAACUUCAGAAGAGAGUCCAGGGCACGUGUCUGGCAAACAAACUAGAAAUCAGGGUUGGAGAUGUCUUGAAAACAGACUUGCCAUUCUUUGAUGCAUGCGUGGCUAACUUGCCUUACCAGAUUUCUUCACCUUUUGUUUUCAAGUUGCUGCUUCAUAGACCAUUUUUCAGGUGUGCAAUACUUAUGUUCCAAAGGGAAUUUGCACUUCGUUUGGUUGCCAAACCAGGAACUAAACUAUACUGCAGACUCUCUAUUAAUACUCAGUUACUAGCUCGAGUGGACCAUCUGAUGAAGGUUGGAAAGAACAAUUUCAGGCCUCCUCCCAAAGUGGAAUCCAGUGUUGUCAGAAUAGAGCCAAAGAACCCACCACCACCUGUCAACUUCCAGGAGUGGGAUGGUAUGGUAAGAAUAGCCUUUGUUAGGAAAAACAAGACACUCUCUGCAGCAUUUAAGUCAAGUGCUGUAGAGCAGUUACUGGAUCAUAAUUACCGAAUUCAUUGUUCCUUACAUAAUACAGAAAUACCUGAAAACUUCAAAAUUGCAGAGAAAAUACAGACAGUCCUAGAAAAUACAGGUUACUCUGACAAACGAGCCCGUUCAAUGGAUAUAGAUGAUUUUAUUAGCUUGCUACAUGGCUUCAAUUCAGAAGGCAUCCAUUUCUCAUAG
This is a messenger RNA of Nestor notabilis (Kea), 789 nucleotides long. RefSeq names its product DIM1 dimethyladenosine transferase 1 homolog (S. cerevisiae) (gene DIMT1). The annotation marks the transcript as partial. Gene Ontology annotation, molecular function: rRNA (adenine-N6,N6-)-dimethyltransferase activity. Gene Ontology annotation, biological process: rRNA methylation. The transcript is spliced from 10 exons. Gene Ontology annotation, cellular component: mitochondrial matrix. The record is from RefSeq and is a predicted model, not a curated record. Lineage: Eukaryota; Metazoa; Chordata; Aves; Psittaciformes; Psittacidae.